UGUCAGUUGUCAGCAAUCCAUCUUCUUCCUUUCCUUCUCGUCCUUUUUUUAAAAAGACAUUUCCUGCUGCUUAGGAAUUAAACACCCUGACAUUCUGAAUGAAGCUGGCCGCUUUUCCAGCCAGCCUGCCAGAAUGGGCCAGUGCUGCUGCAAGCUUUAUUACUGCCUCCAGUGCCUGGACAAGACGAACGAAAGCGCCCUUGUGAAAGAAAAAGAGCUCUCAGCGGAGCUUGCAAACAUCAAAGAUGAAGUUGCCCUCAACGCAGCAAGAUAUGAGAAAUUACAAAAAGAGAAGGAGGAGCUGGAAAAGAAGUUUGAGGGCAAGUUGAGGACGCUUGGUUGGGAGCAGCAGGAGGAGCUCCGUGCUCUCGAAGAGCGGCUGCAGUUACAGUACAGUGCCGAAAUAGAGCAAUUGCAAGAGGAUCACAAGGCGCAGCUCAUCAGGGUCAAGAGCCAGCACCAAGAGCAGGUGGAAGAUAUUACAACAACUCAGGAAGCAGCGGUGAUGGAGAUGGAAAACAGUCAAGCUGUUGCUAUUGCAGUGCUUCAGGAUGAAUAUGAGCGCAAAGUUCAAGAACUAAAGUCUACACAUGAGCUGGAAAAGAGAGAACUGGAAGAGAAUUUUGAGAAGCUACGUCUGUCACUCCAGGACCAGGUCGACACCCUCACUUUUCAGAGCCAGUCUCUGAAGGACAAGGCAAGACGAUUUGAAGAGGCAUUAAAGAAAAACACUGAAGAGCAACUAGAGAUUGCAAUGGCUCCAUUUCAGCAUUUAGAGGAAGACAUGAGUAGCCUAAAGCAGAUCUUGGAAAUGAAGAAUCUACUCAUUCAUCAACAGGAAAAGAGGAUCAUAGAGCUAGAGAGGCUGGCUGAAAAGAACUUAAUAUUAGAAGAAAAAAUUCAAGUGCUCCAGCAGCAAAAUGAGGAUCUCAGAGUCAGGAUUGAUCAGAACACUGUGGUGACAAGGCAGUUAUCUGAAGAAAAUGCUAAUCUCCAGGAAUACGUUGAAAAAGAAUCCAAGGAAAAGAAGAGGCUAAGUAGGACUAAUGAAGAGCUGCUGUGGAAGCUUCAGACGUCAGACCCCAUGAGCCCAGUUAAGCUGUCGCCAACAUCGCCCACACAUAUUUAUCGGUCUUCGUCAGGACCUCCUACCCCAGCUAAAGUCAGCACCGUGCCAAGAUGACAGCCCCGUGCAGCUGUAUCAGAUGACUUGUCCCUGACAAUGUCCCAGUCUACCGAAUGUUCUCGUCUAAGAAAGUAUUAACCACAGUAGAAGUAGAUCCCUGGGAUCCGUGACUCUACCAACAUGCUCUGUAUUUGACUAGGCAGUGCACUCUGGUGGGUUUCUGCAUCAGGAGUCCCUAGGACUUGCUACACUGAUGCCAUAGAAUAGCAGAAUCCCAGGGUGAGAGGCAAAGCAAGGGAAAAACUCUUCUUAUUGUUCACUCCCGAGUGAACUUUUCGCUGCAGUAUUUCAGGUUAGUUGCCAGUUCGAGUUUUGAAUAGCUCUGUGUGUUGAGUGGCUGCUGAUACGUGUGGAUGCCCUCAGGCAUCCAUGCCCAUAAUGUGAGGCACAUGUCAGGCACACCUACAU
This is a messenger RNA of Lacerta agilis (Sand lizard), 1594 nucleotides long. RefSeq names its product microtubule-associated tumor suppressor candidate 2-like. Gene Ontology annotation, molecular function: microtubule binding. Lineage: Eukaryota; Metazoa; Chordata; Lepidosauria; Squamata; Lacertidae. Gene Ontology annotation, cellular component: nucleus; cytoplasm. The transcript has 9 exons. Bases 134 to 1183 code for a protein of 349 amino acids. The record is from RefSeq and is a predicted model, not a curated record.